Molecule: messenger RNA, 2236 nt
Organism: Pseudomyrmex gracilis
Lineage: Eukaryota; Metazoa; Arthropoda; Insecta; Hymenoptera; Formicidae
Product: MATH and LRR domain-containing protein PFE0570w-like
Exons: 2
Coding region: 351-1625 (424 amino acids)
Biological process (GO): maturation of SSU-rRNA
Cellular component (GO): 90S preribosome; nucleus
Source: RefSeq, a predicted model, not a curated record
UCCGUGUAUUUACUAUACCAUGUGUUUGCGCAGUUCUUUUAUAUUGUUUAGUAAAUGUUAAAGAACGAUCGAGACUGACGUUCACAGCGCUUUAAAUUUUUAAAGUGAAUGCUUUCUUAAUAAUCAAUAAAGAUAGCGCUAGCAAACUAGAGGCAACUGGCUCGAGGUGUGUUUAAAGUGAACGGAUUGAACAACAAAGUAAAAACCUUGUCAGGAUAUCUUCUCCAAGCAUACAGACUAUUUGUUGAGGUUAUUCGUGUUUAUUUUUGUUUACUGACUUAUGAGCGGAUUUUUGGAGCCCGAUAGCCACUAAAAAGUCAAGGUCAAGUUAACGUUUGUUUAACGCUAGAAUGGCGAAAGCUGAAAUAAAUAACGAGAUUGUUCUUCUGCGACAUACAGUUCGUCAGGCACGAUUGUGUGUGAUAAACAAGUUGAUCAAAGAAGCUAGACGUUUACGGAACAAGCAUGGGAAUGAAAUACAACAAGAGAAAUACAAGAAAAAAGCGGAUAAACUUAUUGAUGAGAUCCAAACGUUAAAAAGAAUUAAAGACGACGAUAUUUCCAAGUUUGGAAUCAUAAAUGAGAGAGAGCUUGCUGAAAUAUUGCAAGAUCCCACAUCAACUAAUGAUAUUCGUAUUAAAGCAAGAGUCACAUAUUACAAAACUUUACACAAGAGGUUGACACAAUUUAAAGAUAAGUAUCCAGAUUGUAAAAAGUAUGUGAUGGAAAAAGAAGAAAAGAAGAAAUCUACAAAAUUAAGAACUAAUAAUGUUGCAAAAACUAAACACUCUUCAAAAGAAAAUAAUUCUGUCGCUCAUAAUAAAACUCCAAGGAAGCAGACGGUUAAUUCUGAUCAAAGUACUGAAGAACGUUCGCAAAAUGAUUCCAGAGGCGAGAAGGCAUGCGAGACUGCAUCAAAGGAAGUAAGAAAUAAAGAGAAUUCACAUAAAAAACGCAAGAAAUCAACAAGCGACGAAAGUAUGUCUUCAAAUGAAGGAAAGGUGCAAAAGUUAGAAAAAGAAGAUGAGUUACAGGAGAGUGUUGUAGACAAGCAGCCGAAUGUUAAUACAAUUAAAUCAAGUGUUACAAUUAAACCAUGUAGCAUUACGAAGGAAGGUACUGUAAAGAGAUUUACAGAGCUCUUAGAAGAGCAAGAAACGCACAAACAAGAGAAAGAAGACGCGCAAACGUGUGCUGAAAGCCCAGAAGUCAACACAACUGAACGAGCACAAGUAGUAGAUGACUUUUUUGUUACGGAAGAUAAUGAAAAUUACAAAACAAACAAUAGAGUCUCCAUACAACAAGAAAAAAGUCACAAAUAUAAUACAAGAACCAAAGCAUUUCAGUCGAAUAAUCGUACAAACAAACAAGACAAAAAUGAUACAAAUUUCGAUAAAAAGUAUUCUGAUAAACAGUCUUCCGGGAAAAAAAAGAAAACAAUAACCAUGAAAUUAAAGAAAAUAAGUAACGAGACUAACAAAGGCACAAACAAAAACAACUCAACUAAUGCCACUGACAAAGAAGAAGAUGCAAAUUUGCAUCCUUCUUGGCUGGCUAAAAUGAAGGAGCGGGAGAUGUUGAAGCAAGGAUUUCAAGGGAAAAAGAUUAAAUUUACAGAUGAUUAAAUUCUUCUAUAAUAUGCAUACACACCAAUUUUGGCAAAAUGGUUAAAGUUUUUUGCAUUGCAAAUCACGAUUAUGCAUUGUUCAUACGUAUUGUAGUGACAAAAAUACAUACAUAUGUACAUGUUUUUUUUUCCAAUGAUAUUAUUAAUGUAAAUACCAUAUUUGAAAUAUGAAUAUCACUUUGCGAUUCGCGGACAACAGAAGAAUCGUCGUCGGACACAAAAGUGUCAGUUAUGUAUCUAUUUCUGUUUUUAUAAACAGUUUGUAAUUUUGUUUAAACUGCGAUUAAGAUAUUAAUUUUAAGCUCUUAUAAUAUCUAACCAACACAGAGUUUACAGUCAAUGUGAUCCGGUGCUUUUUUUUUGCAAUGGAGUUUUUACAUUUUAUAAGGAAGCUAAUUAUAUACGAGAUGCAAAUCAAACACAUCUUAGAAUUUUUAAAUUGAUCUCCAAUUCGGAUUUCUACGUAGUAAUUUACACGUUUGAAAAUAUAUCUUGCAUGUUGAUUCACUCAUUGACCGUAAACUCUCUACUAGCAAGAUAUCAAUUGUGUUAUUCUCAUGUGUUUAUUGUAAGAGAUGUGUAAUAAAGACAAAUGUGCGUAGUAAUUUA